Topomyia yanbarensis is the source of this 3116-nucleotide messenger RNA. Its product is annotated as dynamin-like. Bases 181 to 2700 code for a protein of 839 amino acids. Gene Ontology annotation, cellular component: plasma membrane; microtubule; cytoplasm. Gene Ontology annotation, biological process: receptor-mediated endocytosis. The transcript has 3 exons. Lineage: Eukaryota; Metazoa; Arthropoda; Insecta; Diptera; Culicidae. Gene Ontology annotation, molecular function: microtubule binding; GTPase activity; GTP binding. The record is from RefSeq and is a predicted model, not a curated record.
AAACUCUGAAUUAAAUUUCGAAUGAUUGUCAAAAGUAGUGGCAGUAGAUAUUUUUCUGCGAAGGAACAGAUUGUGAAAGAUUUUGAAGUAGUUUGUUGUUUUAUUGGUUACGAAAACUGUAUAUCAGGUCAGAGAUAAAAGCUAAGGGGCUUACAAACUAGAUAAUUGCGAAUAUAUAGUAUGGAGUCGCUAAUACCAAUAGUUAAUAAACUGCAGGAUGCGUUCACCCAAAUGGGUGUGCACAUGCAACUGGAUUUACCACAAAUAGCCGUGGUUGGUGGACAAUCGGCAGGCAAAUCAUCUGUGUUAGAGAAUUUUGUCGGAAAAGAUUUCCUGCCUCGAGGAUCCGGCAUUGUAACUAGACGACCCCUGAUUUUGCAGCUUAUAAAUGGAACAAUCGAGUAUGGAGAGUUUCUUCACCAAAAAGGUAAAAAAUUCACAAAUUUCGACGAAAUAAGGCAAGAAAUAGAGGCAGAAACUGAUCGUCUGACAGGAAGUAAUAAGGGUAUUUCAAACAUUCCAAUUAACUUACGAGUUUAUUCACCACAUGUGUUGAAUCUUACUCUAAUUGAUUUACCUGGUUUAACGAAAGUGCCCAUCGGAGAUCAACCGGCUGAUAUAGAAAAUCAAAUAAAGGGAAUGAUAUUUCAGUUCAUUCGUAAAGAAACAUGUCUGAUUCUAGCCGUAACUCCAGCUAAUACCGAUUUAGCUAAUUCCGAUGCACUCAAACUAGCAAAAGAAGUCGAUCCGCAAGGUGUACGAACAAUAGGAGUAAUAACUAAAUUAGACUUAAUGGACGAUGGCACAGAUGCGCGCGACAUUUUAGAAAAUAAAUUGUUGCCAUUGCGUCGGGGGUACAUUGGUGUUGUUAAUCGUUCGCAAAAGGAUAUUGAGGGUCGUAAAGAUAUAACUGCUGCUUUGGGAGCUGAGCGAAAAUUUUUUCUCAGUCAUCCUAGUUACAGACACAUUGCUGAUCGAUUAGGUACACCGUACCUACAAAAAGUAUUGAACCAACAGCUUACCAAUCACAUAAAAGAUACUCUACCUGGUUUGCGGGAUCGUUUGCAAAAACAGCUUUUGACGUUGGAAAAAGAUGUAGCACAAUUUAAACACUUUCGACCAGAUGAUCCUAGCAUAAAAACCAAGGCCAUGUUGCAAAUGAUCCAGCAACUACAAUCUGACUUCGAAAGAACAAUUGAAGGAUCAGGAUCGGCACUAGUUAAUACUAAUGAAUUGUCGGGUGGUGCCAAAAUAAAUCGGAUAUUUCAUGAAAGAUUGCGUUUUGAAAUUGUUAAAAUGUCUUGCGAUGAAAAAGAAUUGCGCAGAGAGAUAUCAUUUGCAAUUCGAAACAUUCAUGGAAUUCGAGUAGGUCUAUUUACUCCCGAUAUGGCUUUUGAAGCAAUAGUAAAAAAACAGAUCUCGCAAUUGAAAGAACCAAUUUUAAAGUGUAUUGAUUUAGCAGUACAAGAAUUGUCAAACGUCGUAAGAAUUUGUACUGACAAGAUGGCCCGUUACCCUCGUCUUCGAGAUGAAACUGAGCGUAUUAUCACAACUCAUAUAAGACAAUGCGAGCAGCGGGCAAAAGAACAACUACUAUUGCUGAUAGAUUAUGAGCUUGCUUACAUGAACACAAACCAUGAGGAUUUUAUUGGUUUUGCAAACGCUCAAAACAAAACGGAAAGUACUGCAAAACCAGGCUCUCGGAGUCUUGGUAAUCAAGUAAUACGAAAAGGACACAUGUGCAUCCAAAAUCUUGGAAUAAUGAAAGGUGGUUCUCGACCAUAUUGGUUUGUUCUGACCUCUGAAAAUAUUUCUUGGUAUAAAGAUGAAGAAGAAAAGGAAAAGAAAUACAUGCUACCUCUUGAUGGACUGAAAUUGAGAGACAUUGAACAAGGUUUCAUGUCAAGGCGUCAUACAUUCGCUCUUUUCAACCCCGAUGGGCGUAACGUUUAUAAAGAUUAUAAACAAUUGGAAUUGUCAUGUGAAAGUACUGAUGAUGUUGAUUCAUGGAAAGCUUCUUUUCUUCGUGCAGGCGUAUAUCCAGAAAAAGAAACCCCUGCAAAUGGUGAAGAUGAAUCGAGUGAUUUUGUUGAAACCAGUUCUUUGGAUCCUCAACUAGAGAGACAGGUUGAAACAAUACGAAAUUUAGUUGAUUCAUAUAUGAAAAUCGUCACGAAAACCACUCGUGAUAUGGUACCCAAAGCUAUUAUGAUGCUGAUUAUCAACAAUUCGAAAGACUUCAUAAAUGGUGAAUUACUUGCUCAUCUUUACGCAUCCAGCGAUCAAGCAUCAUUGAUGGAAGAAAGCCCUGAAGAGGCUCAAAAACGUGAAGAAAUGCUGAGAAUGUACCAAGCAUGUAAAGAAGCUUUGAGAAUUAUUGGUGAUGUAUCAUUGGCAACAUUCUCGACUCCCGUUCCACCACCUGUUAAAAAUGAUUGGUUAUCAAGCGGUUUGGAUAACCCUCGUCUGUCACCUCCAAGUCCGGGUGGUCCUCGUAAAAAUAUACCUCAACAACAGGGCUCUUUUGGUUCAAGUGGAGUUCCUCUAUCCAAUACCCGAGGUCCUCCGCCCGCACCAAUAAGUGCCAGACCGGCACCAGCUGUUCCAAAUAGGCCUGGAGGUGGAAUCGCUCCUCCUUUACCACAGGGAAGGCCUAGUGGUCAGGUCCUUCCAGCUCCACUUAUUCCAUCGCGACGCUAGACAAAGGCUGCCAUUUGAUAGCUAACGAAAAAGUAUUGUUUAUAUUAUUAAUUACAAUCUGACCUUGAUACUCUUCAUGUUUCCAACUAGGUACCAUCAUGUUCGUGGAAUGCAAAACGCAGCGAGCUGCUUGUAAAAAAUCGUUAAUCAACAAUUACAUAUUGUAAAAUGUACAGUAAACAUGAUUGUAUAAUAUAUAAAUCAUAAGUAGUAUUAAGAAAGAAAAUGCCAUGGAUCAGAGCAGUAAUGUCAUUUGUAGAAAGAUGGCUGGAUAAUGACAGUGGUAGACCCGCAAUAUAGUAGAAUACACUAAGGAUUAUUUAUAUGAAUAUUAGAGACGCCGAAUAACAAUAGAAUGGAAAUAUUUAUCUUUUGUUUGAGAUUCAGCGUCGUUAAAAAAUGUAUAGAUUCGUAAC